Drosophila innubila is the source of this 653-nucleotide messenger RNA. RefSeq lists its product as uncharacterized. The transcript has 3 exons. The record is from RefSeq and is a predicted model, not a curated record. NCBI's taxonomy places the organism in Eukaryota, Metazoa, Arthropoda, Insecta, Diptera, Drosophilidae. The coding region runs from base 38 to 553 and encodes 171 amino acids.
UCGACAACGUUUAUUUGAUCCGAAAGACGCUAUCAAUAUGGUUAAAGUGAGUGCUUUCCUGUUCGUAGUGUGCUUUGUGUGGAUGAUGUUUGAUAAAGGCCAUGGCGACGUGCAGAUAUAUAAUCGAGAUAUCGAUGGCGAUAGUCCCAGGAAUAUUUCGGUAAAUAUUCAUGGCUCCAACGGGGGAAAUAUAUGUAUUGAUUGCCAGAACCAAAUACAAGUGGACGCUGGACUGGUGAAUGAAGAUUCUCUGGCAAACCUGCCUGAUAUGCAGCGUUUGCUGGGUCCAAAUUCCGGUAUUCCACCAUUCUAUUUUAUGGACCCACCAAUGAAGCAGUUGGUGAUAUCAGACAAAGCUGAUCCUUUCGCUAGAACUGUGGUACCAGCUAAUGAUGAUUCAGAUGUCCAACAACUAACUUAUGACUAUCCUGACAUUUUAAUUGAUGGAUCUACCCAACUUCCUGAUAUCAAUGAUGUCAAUAUGCCUGCUGAGCUGGUCGGCGAUGCAUCCGAAAUUAUUCCAAUAGAUGCUUCUGGCCAACCUCUCUCCUAAGCCAAACAUUAGGCAUAUAUUUGAAAUAAUUUCCUUUUAUUUGUAUUCUAAUAUCAUUAUCUCACAAAUAUAUGACAACAAAUUGUUUCGCUAAUGUUUA